Messenger RNA from Microbotryum saponariae, 1260 nucleotides. Lineage: Eukaryota; Fungi; Basidiomycota; Microbotryomycetes; Microbotryales; Microbotryaceae. The record is from the annotation of a GenBank genome assembly.
AUGGCCGAUGUUGAGCGUCAGAGGCAGUUGAAGGUGAGUGAGUCUGCGAGUGGUCCCCCUGCCCCCACAUGCGAGGAGCGUCCAGAGCGGACCACAGACAUGCCUCCUCGGCAGCGAUGACGAGGACCCAGGUCACAGGAUCAUGCACCGACUGAUCCAUCACGUUCGUCACCCGAAGGAAACGGUCGACAAGGCGAUUCAAGUCCGUUUACAGGGCAACGAAAAGUUCAAGGCCGGCGAUCUCCAAGGCGCUUUGCAGGACUACCACACCGUGCUCUUCUCCUUGCGAGGUAAGGUAGCGUCAUUUGACUGAUAAAAUCCCUGUGCUGUAGUUAGCAAAAGACCCUGAAUGGGUCUAUGUCCGUGUUCCGCUCCGGGGAGCACCGUACACAACCCAAGCUCCGCUGAUGGAAGCUCUCUGCCAUGCACCCACAACUGACCCCUUAUCGGCCCAUCUUCCUCAUGUUCUUUCAGGUCUUGAUGGCUCGAUCCAAGAAGCGAUGGGCGCUACGCCCAAAAUGCAUCGUCCCUCGCAAAGUAGCGCCGAGGCCUCUCUUGACGACGAGGCGAAGGCGCAGCGAGCGUUGACCGACAAGGUCAAGCAGGCGAUCGUGUCGACCCACAUCAAUAUGGCCAUGAUACAUUUCAAGAAGGUCAGCUUCGGAUGUUUUGCGCGAGCUUGGAGAGCAUGUGGGGCGUCCAGGAGGAGGCGACUUUGGGGUGAACACGAAAGAGGAUGGGUCCGAGCGUCGAUCGCCCGUCCCGAAGCAACACUUUGAUCAUUCCCGCAAGGAAGGAUGAAAGUAGAAGCUGAUUCUACCCAUAUCUGUCGUACCUAGGCGAACUGGCAGCGUUCCCUCGACUGUGCAUUGGAAGCUCGCAAGAUAGAAGCGUGAGUCUUGCUCGAAUCCGAAAGUCUUGCUCGAAUGCGAAAAGAUGCACCAUAUCCUUGAGUCGAGUCGAAGAUGGGCUGACGUAUCCUGCCUGCACCCAACAGAGACAACCCCAAGGCCAGGUUCCGCGAAGCCCAAGCACGCAUCAAGCUCGGUCUGGUCACGAGUGAUUAAAAGUCUAUUCUAUCGUUGGCCGGCGCACGGCACGCUGAAAACAGCUCAUUUCUCCUCCUCGACCACAGCGGGCAAGAAGAUGAUCGAGGACUUGCAAAAGGCGAACCCCGACCCGGCGUUUGUCAAGGCUCUGAAUGACCUCCACUUAGAGGAGAAGGCCAGGGCCGAGAAGAACAACCAGCAAUUCCGUUGA